Messenger RNA from Arctia plantaginis, 909 nucleotides. The record is from the annotation of a GenBank genome assembly. Lineage: Eukaryota; Metazoa; Arthropoda; Insecta; Lepidoptera; Erebidae.
AUGUUUUUACAACUGGUUCAGUUGACUUGCCAACAUGUUAAGGACGUGGGUAUUAUCCAGACCGACGACGAUCAAGAGUCACAACGGUGCAAUUCAACUGCCAGUCAAAAUCCAGAGCCUUCAGAUGCUGAAGAUGAGAUUUCCGUGGGCGAUAACAGAAGUGACACAUCCACACCCAAAAAUUCUCAAUUUUCAUUGGAAGCCAAUGACUACAAAAAUAAAUUCGAUGGAGAGGAGACAAGACCUUCGUCACCCUUAGAGUAUAAUCAAACAAAUUACAGUUCACCUUUCAAAAGAGAUGAGAAUGAGUAUGAAAACAGAUCUGAAGAACGAAUGAAAUUGUACGAUACAAGUCUCUUUCAUCUGUACAGACCAGAGGGAGACAGCAAGAAAAAUGAAACAAACGAAAGCUAUGAGCAUUUAGGCGGACCCUUAUCAGAUAGUAUCUAUGGAAGGUCUAUGGAUUUGUCGAAGAGCUCAUUCCAGUCACAGCUAUUGGCUGGAUUUGCAUCAGUAAUUGCUGGAAGCACACAACGGGAGUCUCAAGAUUCAAACGAUCGCCAGUCAAGUCGACCCACCGGAGCUUCCACCUCGAGCCGCAAGCCACGAAGACGUCGCACUGCUUUCACCCACGCACAACUUGCCUACUUGGAACGCAAGUUUCGCUGCCAGAAGUACUUAAGCGUAGCCGACCGAGGAGACGUGGCUGAGGCUCUUAGUCUCAGCGAGACGCAAGUCAAGACUUGGUAUCAGAAUAGAAGGACAAAAUGGAAGCGCCAGAACCAGUUGCGCUUGGAGCAGCUGCGUGCGCAGGCGGCGAGCGGUGAGCGUGAGUUGGCAGCGCACGCACUGCCGCUCGCUUGUGCGUUACUGCCGCCGUACCCCACCUACAUGCACUGCCACCUUUAA